UCAACGCCUUUGAUAUCGCGCGAUUACAGUUUCCAAUCGCCUGAAAAUGCCAUCCAUCGCCUCAAACACUCCGUCGCUUCUCGCCGGGGACUUGCAAUCUAAAGAUACCGAUGAUAUCGCUGACGCGGUUCUGAAUCAUUCAAGUCCACUCAAACGAAGACUCCGGUCAGAUUCGUCGGGGAUGAAAAAUCUGAACCCGUGCACUCCGACAAAGUGGAAAUCUCCACGUCGAUGCGUCGCCGAUAGUCCGAAUAGCCCUGCAAAUGCUUCUCCGAGAAUUGAGAACGUGUCAGGUUGUAAGAUCGUCAAAUCGAAGAAAUCGCUAGUGAAAAAAAUGUCUGAUGUCAGCGUAGAUGAACAAAAAUGGAAUCCGAAAGAUCCGGAGCAGAUGAGUGCUUUGAAGGAAACACUGCAUGUGUCAAAGGCUCCUACCACGAUUGUGUGUAGGGAACAAGAGCAAACUAGGAUUAUUGAUUUCUGCAAGAUAUGCAUAGAGGAUGAAAAGGCUGGAAGUUUGUAUGUAUGUGGAUGCCCAGGCACUGGUAAAUCAUGGUCAAUGGAAAGGGUUCUAGAAUCUGUAAUUGAUUGGCGUAAUCAAGAAGGACUUGUAUCACCUGAUGUGUUAACUAUAAGCUGUACUACUCUAACAAGCACUAAUGAGAUUUUCAGCAAGAUUCUUGAUAAAGUUCAACCGCAAAGGAAAACUAAGAGUGCCGUUUCACCUCUCCAGCAUCUUCAGAGCUUGUAUAGCCAGAAGCAGUCUACUAUUGGCAUGAAGUCGUUAGUGAUUGUUGCUGAUGAGUUGGACUAUUUAAUUACAAAAGAUCGAGCAGUGCUUCAUGAUCUCUUUAUGCUCACAACAUACCCAUUUUCAAAAUGCAUAUUGAUAGGAGUAGCCAAUGCCAUUGAUUUAGCUGAUAGGUUUCUCCCAAGACUGCAGUCAUUAAAUUGCAAGCCAUUGGUGAUAACUUUCCGAGCCUACUCUAAGGAUCAGAUUCUCAAGAUUCUCCAGCAGAGGCUAAUGGAACUUCCAUACAAUACCUUUCAACCACAAGCCUUAGAACUAUGUGCUAGAAAAGUUGCAUCUGCAUCUGGAGAUAUGAGAAGAGCCUUGUGCAUUUGCAGGACUGCAAUUGAGAUACUGGAAGCUGAGUUGACUGAAUCCAAUCCAACCCUUGAUAUGGAAUCGGGAGAGAAUGUUUGUCCAAAUCAAUUGACUGCUCCGGCUCUCCCAACUACUAGUCUUGUAAGAGUUGAUCAUAUGGCUGUUGCGUUGUCAAAAGCAUUCAAAUCACCAGUAGUGGAUAUUAUACAGUCACUUCCACAACAUCAACAGAUUGUGCUUUGUUCUGCUGUAAAACUUUUCCGGAAGGGAAAGAAGGAAACAACUCUAGGGGAGGUGAUAAAAUCUUACAUGGAGAUAUGCAAAUUGAUACGCAUCCCAGCAGUGGGACUUACAGAUUUGUCAAGCAUGUGCAGAAUAUUAGGUGACCAGGGGCUUCUUAAACUUGGGCAAUCACGAGAAGAAAGAUUGAGAAAAGUAUCACUAAAAGUGGAUGAAGCAGAUGUUACAUUUGCCCUUCAGGGUAUCCGACUCUUCAGAAGCUGUCUCCAGUUGUAACAAACACAAAUACAAUAUGUAAUGAGUUUU
Impatiens glandulifera is the source of this 1651-nucleotide messenger RNA. Its product is annotated as cell division control protein 6 homolog B-like. The record is from RefSeq and is a predicted model, not a curated record. Gene Ontology annotation, cellular component: nucleus. The coding region runs from base 47 to 1621 and encodes 524 amino acids. Gene Ontology annotation, molecular function: ATP hydrolysis activity; DNA replication origin binding. The transcript has 15 exons. Gene Ontology annotation, biological process: cell division; DNA replication initiation; mitotic DNA replication checkpoint signaling. Lineage: Eukaryota; Viridiplantae; Streptophyta; Magnoliopsida; Ericales; Balsaminaceae.